Seminavis robusta is the source of this 2386-nucleotide messenger RNA. The record is from the annotation of a GenBank genome assembly. Lineage: Eukaryota; Bacillariophyta; Bacillariophyceae; Naviculales; Naviculaceae.
AAACCGAAUGGCCAAAACUCGUUGCAACCUUUCCACUCAUUUUCCAAAGCAAGUGCAGAGAUCUUGUUCUUGUUAUCCUACCCGAUAGCUGCCACUAGAAUCUUGAGACAAUGGCCCGAAAACGCUACCCGACUCGACGAUCACAACGACCAGAACGCAAGGCAUGGACUGGCCGUGCUCUUGGGUCUCCUCCUCCGUUAACGGCGUUCCCUGCUCUUGCAUCCCCCGAAAAGGAGAGCAACAGUCAUGUCAGCAGCAGUAACAAGAACAGCGAGAUUCUUGAAGGCAACAACGACAACACAGCUUCCUUUGUGGAGAUCGUGAAAUCUGCCGACAAGGAAGUCUCCUCUAUCAAGGUUUCAGAGCCAUUAACUCCUCUCACGGAAUGUUCCAGUGGCAGUGACUCGGAUGACUCAUCGUCUGAUGAGGCGGAACUUUGCUUGAUUAACAACAACGACGACGACGAUGGCGACGAGUUGAUUGGCAACGAGAAGACUUCUUCUGACGAUAACUCCAUUAUCCCAGUGUGUUUGGAUCAACAGUUCAACCUUGCAUCUAAUGGUCGUCGCAAGGAUAAUGAUCUGCUCCUGGCAAUUAUCAUGGCCCAUGUGGUCCCUGGAACACGACAGAAAGACGCGUGGACGGACCAACAACGCGAGUUGUCGUCAGAUUUCCUCGGAGCAUUGAACAAGGGAAUGAAUCAAGCUGCCGAUAACGAAAACGAACAGGCCGCGCUUCAAACAGUGUUUGAAGCUACCUGCUGGUCCUUUCAGGAUCGUUUCGAUGUCGUGUAUUAUGCUGGCGAAACUGGAGCCUUUCUCAAGCACUGCCGUCUAGUUGGUCUCACCGAGGAAGAAUGGAGCGAUAUCGUCCAAGAAGCCAUCGAUGGCUACAACCGUCUCGUACAAGAACACAAGCAAGAGGACGAUAACUUGGAGGAAGCGACGCUGACAGUCAGUCCUCAGGAAAUCUCGCGGGACCUAGAACAGAUUCGCACCACUUGCUGGGAAUGCAAGUCCUGCCCUGGAGUGGAGCUCUUGACGUGUGUUUCGUGCAACAUCCCACGCUAUUGUGGUCGGCAGUGUCAGGCCAAGGCGUGGGAAGACGGACACAACAUCAAGUGCCGCUCGCUCCGAACCACACACCGCAUCAUUCGAAAGACGCUCGGCACGAUCUCCAAGGCCGCGGUAGCACGAUCCAUUCAUGGCGUUCAUAUCCAUCCAUUGAUUGACCUGUCCUUUGCCACCAUGGUGAUGGACCCACAGCUCCAUGCGGCACCGACGCAGACCAUGACAACCAAGGCACUGGAAGGACCCAGCAUGACCUUUUACUACCAAAAUCUGGCCGCGAUUCAACGCGGUGAGUGGUGGAUUUUCACGGACGCGUGCACCGAGGAGCACUACGAUCAAGUCGUGGCGUCCAAGGCGGGGGAUCUCACUGUGGCACAGGAGCAAGGAGUGCUCCCGUGCGUGCAGUGGAUCGGUUGGGUGCAGUUGCUACUGACUUACAACCUUCAACAAGUCAUUGACGAUUCUCGAAAGGCGAGCGAUGCUGCGGCUUCCAUUGCCAUGGAUGCGUUGGACGAAUCUCUUGAUCUGUCCGAUGUGUACUGCUUCCCGGAGGGCGCUCCGGUGCCACGUCUGUGCCGCAUGAAUUCCUCCCUUACGAUGCGAGACAUGAGCGCACGUUCCAGUGGUACAUCGGUUGACAACUAUGAGAUGGACUCUGCCGCGAUUGAAUCCUUGCUUCAUCCCGACGGGAUCAUUCUUCGUUACAAGGACUUUUACGGUGUAUCCAUGCCUCCGGAGGCUCUCUUGAAGCAGGUUACGUUGGACCACGACCAUCAUAUGACAUUGGAAGAGAUCAAGGCACGCCGUGACUUUGCCAAGUGGUUCGUGUACCAAGAUCUCGUCAAUGUCCAUCACAAGUAAGUACGGUAGUGAUGCAGGAAUUCUCUAUCUACAAGGUAGUCCUCCAAGUGGGGUGCUAGCUACAGCUUUGGUUGGAAAGUUGUCACAAGACGGUAGAAUCAUUCAGUUCGGAAAGAACGCACCUAAAUAAUAGUUGAUGUUUACAUAGCCGGUGCAUUCAAGUUUCAAUGAACCUCGUGAUGCAUGGAAGAGGGGCAAAGAAUACCAUACAUACAAACGUGCCCUAUAAGGGCCACGAGCCAAAGUUUGUAUUACGUGCAAGGAUGGAACGCUGGCACCGAGAGCCCGGAUAUCCUCCCAAUCUAGCUAGCUACGGUAGCUGCUGCCAGCUAUUAUAGUCUAUUAAUAGCUAGGACAAAAAGAUUUCAUUGUUCAGGCAUUCUGCUCCGGCGUGAAUUCUUCAACCUGCUCCUGCAAAGCGCCAAAAACAGCACAUGGAUCAUUCCCUUGCUUUG